AUGCCUGUCCUUCUUCCCCUUGAUGAUGCCUCAGAAGCAUCGGCGGGGAGGCGUACGCCAAGCAAGCUACACAAGCCUGACACGCCAUGCAGAUGCGAGGCAGGCGUAACGGAACGUCGCUCGCGUCGGCCAGGGAAGCGAGCGGACACAGACAAAGCUGCGCUCGCCUGGCCCGGCCCCACGUCCAACCCUCGCAACGUAUUUCAACUCAUGCUCCUUCACUCAGCCUUCCUCUUCGUUCACAACUGGCCUUCCUCCCUCCUCAUUCCCAUUGCUCUUCUCCUACCUCUCCCCUUCUCUGGUCACUUACAGACAGACCACCGCAACAGACAGCACCAAAGCAACACUAUGCCCGGCAUCCAGAUCAUUACUGACGGACACCCCACCGUCGUCCACCAUGGCACCCACGCCCACUCCCACCAGGAGACCAAGUGCACUUGCACCUGUGCCUGCACCACCUGCAAGCCCGUUUCCAAGUGCUGCACCCCCGCUCCCACCGUCCAACAGGGUGUCCAGUGCUGCACCCCCGCGACCGUGCACUCGCACUCGAAUGUUCACCUGAAUGCCGCUCCCCACGUCCACGGUCACAACAACAUUCACUCGCACGAGUUCGGCCACCACGGACAUGGCCACUCGCACGUCGAGGUGUCCGAGUCGCAGGCUUCCUGCGGCAACGCGACCGCGCAGGUCACGACCCACACGUCGCACGUCCAGGUCCACGAGCACCUGAACCACGACGUCUGCUUCAGCCUCCACCAGCUGAAUGCACUCACGCUCCCUCCUGUGCAGUUCUCGUCGGCGGCGCACCCGCCCGUCCACCCUUGCCCCGUCAAGGCCGCGAUUCCCACCGUGUUCAAGUUUGACGCCCGUCUCGUUCGCGACGAGCUCCACCACCCUCUCCUCUGCUACCUCGCCGAGGGCGUGCAGCCUCAGCUCUUCAACACCGGCGCCGGCACCCACUGUGGCACGCCCAUCGGCGCUGCUGCCGCCAAGAUUGUCUCUGGCCGCCAGCUCCUCGCUGUCGAGCGCCCUGAUGGAUACCGCGGCCUCCAGUGUGUUGCGUACGGCACGCUCCUGCUCAGCAUCAACGCUGCGCUGCUAGAGGACAGCGCGCGCAACAGCUGCAUUGACGGCAAGCGCCUUUGGUCCAUCUCCGCUCCCUGCGGUAGCCCCUGCAGUGCUGCGCUGGAGCUGCGUGUCGGCGGCGUCGCCUCUGUCGCUGUCGAGCUCCACCCAUCCAAUGUCGUCAGCAACGCCAUGAUCGACCGUGUUCUGCACCUCUGCAAGGGUGGCGCCACCUACGACGCCGCCAUGGGCCGCGCGGUCGCCACGUUCAAGGAUGGCUGCCCCGUCCUGCACGCUGAUGCGCUUACGCUGCUCGGCCAGGUCUGGGCCCGCUUCGGCCGCGAGAGCCUGCGCAAGGACGCCAACUGCGCCUGGGUCGUGCUCACCAACCUGGAGCGCGCCAUCGUCUUCCGCCGCGCCGGUGGCGAGAUCAAGGUCUCCCACGUCAUCAACUACAACGGUACCAGCACCCCCCGCGACUCGGUGCAGAACAUCUACUGUCUCUUCUUGGCCCUCGGCGUUCUCGAGAAGCACCAGUACGCUGCCCCCGCGCACGUCGAUGUGGUGCACCUCAUCUAG
Molecule: messenger RNA, 1644 nt
Organism: Trichosporon asahii var. asahii CBS 2479
Lineage: Eukaryota; Fungi; Basidiomycota; Tremellomycetes; Trichosporonales; Trichosporonaceae
Exons: 1
Coding region: 1-1644 (547 amino acids)
Source: RefSeq, a predicted model, not a curated record